UUAGAGAAGGAAAGUGGAGAGGAAGAGAGAGCCAGAGUUGGAGAGAAAAAGGGGAGAGCGGCAUUCGGGUUUGCCAGCGGUCGUACACGCUCGGCCAACAUUGAUUCGCUCUUCUUGUUUUGCCGUUUUUUUUUUUUUUCCUUCUUCUUCUUCUUCUUCUUCUUCUCUACUCCUCCGUUCGCACCCCCCAAGUCCAGCCCUCUCUCCCUUCACCCGACUCGUACAUAUUAUCGAUUUGAAGUGAACUCAUAGCAUGCGCCGCUUUGACAACAACUUUUUAUUCUUUACUAUUGUUUUUUUUUUUUUUUUCUUUUCGUUGGGGGCUUCCACUUUCUAAUUUAAACGUUUUUCCUAAUUUGCACUUUUGACGUUGUUUUUAAUGUGUCUUUUUUAAAAACAGAUACACUUGCCCUCUUCUUCUGUGCUUUUGAGCAGACUUCUCGUACAACUUCGGCCACAGUACCUCCUGUGUUUCUGAGCUGCUAUUACAACGCACCGCCUUCCUCCACCGCCUUCCUCCUCCGCCUUUGCCCCCUGACGCCUCUGAGGGACACUUUCUCAGCUUUUUUUUCUUUUCUUUUUUUUUGAUUUUUCAUUUUUUCUUUCUGGUAUAGCGGUGUGACUUUUGACUUUUUGUACUCGUCGGGUUGAAUUUAUGAUGAGAAAACAAAAUGGAUGAAUUCCACCCUUUCAUCGAGGCCCUGCUGCCCCACGUCCGAGCGUUCGCCUACACCUGGUUCAACCUGCAGGCCCGAAAGCGCAAGUACUUCAAGAAGCACGAGAAGCGCAUGUCCAAGGAGGAAGAGCGCGCAGUGAAGGACGAACUGCUGGGGGAGAAGCCAGAGAUCAAGCAGAAGUGGGCCUCGCGCCUGCUGGCCAAGCUCCGCAAGGACAUCCGGCCCGAGUUCCGUGAGGACUUUGUGCUCACCAUCACAGGGAAGAAGCCCCCCUGCUGCGUGCUGUCCAACCCCGACCAGAAGGGCAAGAUCCGCCGAAUCGACUGCCUGCGCCAGGCCGACAAGGUGUGGCGGCUGGACCUGGUCAUGGUCAUUCUGUUCAAGGGCAGCCCCCUGGAGAGCACGGACGGGGAGCGACUGGUCAAAUCACCACAGUGCACCAACCCGGGCCUGUGUGUGCAGCCGCACCACAUCGGAGUCUCCGUCAAAGAACUGGACCUGUAUCUGGCCUACUUCGUCCACACGCCAGAAUCCGGACAAUCGGACAGCUCCAGUCAACAAGGAGACACAGACAUCAAACCGCCGCCUAACGGACACCUUAGUUUCCAGGAUUGUUUCGUCACUUCAGGGGUGUGGAACGUGGCAGAGCUCGUCAGAGUGUCGCAAACUCCUGUCGCCACAGCAUCAGGUCCUAACUUCUCGCUGGCCGACCUGGAUAGUAGUCCCAGUUACUACAACAUCAACCAAGUGGCUCUGGGCCGUCGCUCCCUGACCUCCCCUCCCUCAACCAGGUCUGAGGUGGAAUUAUACGCAAAUCUUCCCCGGAGCUCCACCAAGAGAAAGUCUUUAGACGACAGUGAGAUGGAAAGUCCCACAGACGACGUCUUUUACCCCGGACGCUCCCCGGCCGCCAGCUCCUCCCAGUCCAGCGUGUGGCCCAAUGACAUGGAUGCAGUGCAGCACCAUUUGGCGAGUGUGCAAGAGAGGAAGAUAAAACAUGAAAACGAUGGCGUGCAGUUUCCUUACCAUGGAUUGUCCUCGCCCGGUUCACUUAAGAAGCCGGGGAAGUUUGAUUUCAACGCCCUGGGCUCCCAGACGAGGUCCCCCCGCAUGGCGUUCACACACCACCCGCUGCCUGUGCUGGCGGGAGUGAGACCAGGAAGUCCCCGUGCCUCAGCCUCCACUCUGCACUUCCCCUCCUCCUCCAUCAUCCAGCAGUCCAGCCCGUACUUCACCCACCCCACCAUACGCUACCACCACCACCAGGACCCACUUAAGGAAUUCGUGCAGUUCGUGUGCACCGACAGCCCCGGUCAGCCCGGCGCACAGCCUAAUGGAGGAGGCCAGAGCAAAAUGCCGGGCUCCUUCCUGUUGCCCCCGCCGCCCCCUGUGGCGCGCCCUGUGCCCCUCCCCAUGCCCGACUCUAAAAGCCUCAGCACGCACUCUGACGGUGGACUCAGCUCACCCGCAUCUCCGUCAUACUCCACGCCAGGCUCCACAGCUCCCAACCGGUUUGUCGGCAUCGGAACACGGGACAACUUUCUGAAUAUCCCCCAGCAGACUCAGUCCUGGUUCCUCUGACAAGGCAUCACUGAAAACACAGCUUAUAUAGAAAAUAUUUCAAGAAAAUUGGGAUAACAAAAAUCACAGCUAAAAACAGACUGUAAACACUAAAGUAUUUUUCCUCUCCAUCAAUAACGAAAACACAUCUGCACAACCUGAAGAACCCACCAUCCCCCCUGAGGAUGCCCUUAUCUGCACUCAUCCCCUUUAUGUCAGAAGCAUCUAACUGAGUGAACCGGAUCAUUACGAAGACGAAGGAGGCGGACGAUGAGGAACUGUCUUUCAAACACUAAGUAUCAAAAAACCAAGUAGGGCAAAUUAAUAAUGACCAAUAUGCAUUUUUUAUCAUUUGUAUUUUUCAUAUGUUGUAUCCAUAAUGAAACUCCAUUCAUUGGCUACGAGAUCUAAAUAUACACAAUUUGGAAAUGGUCAGAUUUGCUUAUUAUGUUUUGUUUUGUUUUUUUCCUAACCGCUAAACCGCUAAAACCGCUCGCUGCACAACACCUCCGCCGCCACAGCCCCUCCCCUCCACCUCCGCCUCUUUCUCCCGCUCACGUUUGACCAGCUACGGUGACAUCAUGAAAUGGUGUGACCUAAAUGCACUAUGGGGCUAGUAGUCGUUGUUUACCUGUCGAAAAAAGUACCGGGGGGGGGGGGGGUGAUAGCCAUGAAGCCAACGUGGGAGAUUGAACGCGCAUCAGUCAGAACACUAACUCUACACACGCUCUUUUUUUUUCGUCCCGUCACCUAUGCACUAUUACGUCGAAUUAGGGAUGAAAUAUAUUGCACAUUAAGGUCAAACGAGCGAGCAACGAGGCGGUUAAGUCGGACCGGGCCGGCGCUGUGGCAACGUGGGCCCUUGGGAUUUGCUAUCACAUACAAUACACGUCACAUACUACCAGCUACAGCUUUAUAUAUUUUGAUUUGUUAUGAUUUUUUUUCGCUUUUCUGUGCGUGGGGGCAGGCUGCCUUUUGGUCUUUCUUUCAGUCUCGGGCUUGCGUGUUCAUUUUUAGCUGUAGAAUACUCAAGGUACAGGCAAGGUUCACUCAUGCGCUCGGUCAGACAAUAAAAAAUACUUCUCUGGUUCAUUUCGGAUAGCUCACGAAAGCAGCUGCUCGUUAAUAUCACUUACUGCAGUACUCUCCAUCACCACCAGGGACCCAGCAAUGCACCGUUUGAAUUGUUUUUUUAGUUUUUUUUAACAAACAGAAUCCAUCACAUGACAACCGCGACUGAAGGGAAGAAGCCUUUAUAUUUGGCUCUCAAAACUGCCUUUGUUAAUGGUUUUUCAUUACUUGUAUUUUAGUUACAUGUAAAUGAAAUGUUAACGUUGGAGUUUAUAUUGGUUCUUAAUCACUGAUUUGGUUCGUGAAGUCACUGGGCCGUCUGUCGGUGGAGGUUUUGGGGACACGGUUGAGAGUUUAUGUUCGUACUAAAAAACAAAUUUGAUUAUGAAGUGCCUCUGUGAACUCGACGUGUAUUUGGUUUAAUAUAAAUAUAAAUUAUUUUCCUCUUCUCUUGUAGGUUUAUAAAGACAAUUGGGAAAGUAAUAAAAUCAUAAUAUCCAUUUUAUUUAUGAAGUAUGCCCUUGUUUACGUUAGAGAUUGACUGAUUUAUUGGGUCGAAAUUUGGAAUUUUUAGCCUUAAACUCCAGCACGGCACGAUAUUUUGUUUUGGUCGAUCUGCUGCCUAAAAAAAAUCCACUUUAAUACAAAGAAUAUGGGAAAAAUAAUCAAAAUUGGCUCAACAUAUCAGCCUAAAAACAUCGACAGAGGCCCAAAAAUAUUGACCCAUAAAUACUGACGGAGCUUAUCGGGCCAAAAAAUAUCGGCCCAAAAAAUAUGGACAGAGCUUUUUGACCCAAAAAUAUCAACAAAUCUUAUUGGCCCAAAUAUAUCGACUCAAAAAUAUGGACAGAGCUUAUUGGCCCAAAUAUAAAGGCCCAUAAAUCUUGACAGAGCUUAUUGGCCCAAAAAUGUUGACCCAGAAAUAUUGGCAAAGCUUAUUGGCAGAAAAAUAUUGGCCCAAAAAUAUGGACAGAGCUUAAUGGCCCAAAAUAUCGACCCAAAAAUAUGGAAAAAUCUUAGUGGCCCAAAAAUAUCAGCCCAAAAGAAAUAUUGGCAGAGCUUAUUGGCCCAAAAAUAUUAGCAAAGCUUAUUGGUGCAAAAAUAUUGGCCCAAAAAUAUGGACAGAGCUUAGUGGCCCAAAAAUAUCAGCCCAAAAAUAUCAACAGAGCUUAUUGUCUAAAAAUAUUGACACUGUUUAUUGGCCCAAAAGUAUCGACCCAGAAAUAUUGGCAAAGCUUAUUGGCCCAAAAAUAUCAAAAAAGCUUAUUGGCCCAAAUAUAUCGGCCCAAAAAUAUCAAAAAAGCUUAUUGGCCCAAAUAUAUCGGCCCAAAAAUCUUGACAUAGGUUAUUGGCCGAAAAAUAUCGGCCCAAAAGUAUCAACAGAGCUCAUCAACCACCAUUUUCUCUGGAAUCUAAACAAUCAGUAUCGGUAUCGCCGGUGAAAAACCCAUUUGAUCCGAUCUCCAGUUCACUCCUUCCACCUGUGAAUGGCCCAGUUUCUUUCUGAACGUCACUUUUCCAAACACGAAAACGCCACAUAACUGUUACCAACGAACUCCCCCCCUUUCCCCUCGUCACGACCCUCUGUAGUGCAGCACCCAAACCCCACAACCCCACCCCUACCACCACCACCCCCACAAACCCCCACUCCCCCUGUAGGUUUGAAGAAAAACGUCUUUUUGAUGGAAAGUAUUAUUAUUGAAAAUGUGUUGAUUGAGCCACGUGCAAUGCAUUGGGUAGAUCAUUGUGUUUGUCUGUUAGAGGUUUUUAAGAAAGCUACAUGAAAAGAGAAAAAAAAUGUAUUUGUUUCAAGUCCAUAAGCUCCAGGACUCUAAACCAGAGGGCCAUGAAAAAAAUCUUUGUAACUUGGGGUAUUUUGUUUUUAUUUCUCUUGUCUUUUUUUAAUGUUUUAUGUGUAAUCAUUUGUUUAUAAAAAUGUGGGAGGGCUGAAGGACACAAAUCUACACAACUUCUACAGAGAAUGGUAUUUUAUCAGAUAAACCUGGUGCUUAGACACGAUUAAAUACUUUCAGAACUAUUGUAAAUGAAAGGUAAAUGAACAAAACAGACGAGAAAACAGCGUUACUCCUCUCUAUGUGUACUCUUCUGUUGUACGAGCGGGGGAGAGGUUCCUGAUCUUCUAAGGUUGUGACGCAAAACGAAUCCAGGAUCAACCUUGAGAAUAAUCCUGCCUAGUCCCGUUUAUUCUGACCCGCUUGUUUUCCUGGCAUCAGUGGUGGAACAAAACAAAGUAAAAGUAGUGAAGUACUUAAGAAUCUGUACUUUUAAGUCCAUUUUACAGUGGAUACUUUUUACUUCAGUAUAUUUGAGAGCAGUAUCUGUACUUUUUUACUCCCAAUAGGACUGAAAAGUAAAAGUAUUUCUUAUUGUUUGACGUACUGAGGGUUUAGUUUUAACAUCUUCAUAAUUUGAGAAAACAGCAAACAAAAAUGUACAAAUAAAACCAGCGAGAAAAAAGAUUUUCUGUUGAACAAAUCUGUAUCAAAAUCAGUACAUUUGGUGUUUUAUUAGACCUCAAAAUCUGCGUGAAAUACUUUUACUUUUUCCUCUUUAAGUACAUUUUUAAACAGGUACUUUAAUACUUUUACUUACAGUAUUUUCCGGAGUAUAAGUCGCACCUGAAUAUAAGUCGCACCAGCCAAAAAAUGCAUAAAAAUUAAGAAAAAAAAGAGCGAGAAAAGGAUUGUUUCUGUUGAACAAAAUCUAACACAAAUCUGUAUCGAAAUCACUUCAUUUGACACUUUUUAAGACCUAAAAAUCUGCAUGGAAUACUUUUAAUUUUUACUAUUUAAGGACAUUUUUAAUGCUUUUACUUCCUGUAUUUUCCGGAAUAUAAGUCACACCUGAGUAUAAGUCGCACCAGCUAAAAAAAUGCACAAUAAGGAAGAAAAAAACUGCGAGAAAAAGAUUAUUUCUAUUGAACAAAAUCCAGCUCAAAUCUGUAUCAAAAUCACUACAUUCGGCACUUCAUAAGACCUCAAAAUCUGCGUGAAAUACUUUUACUUUUUCCUCUUUAAGUACAUUUUUAAACAGGUGCUUUAAUACUUCUACUUACCAAAUUUUCAGGCGUAUAAGUCACACCUGAGUAUAAGUCGCACCAGCCAAAAAACGCAUAAUAAUGAAGAAAAAAAACUAUAUUUCACAUAUAAGUCGCAUCUGAGUAUAAGUCCCUGGCCAAUCUAUGAAAAAAAGUGUGUCUUAUACUCUGGAAAAUACUGAAAGCAGGUUUUUUCAUGUGAUACUUUUACCUGAGUGACAAAAACACAGUACUUCUUCCACCACUGCCUGGCGUCUCCUCCUUUUUCGAGGCGGCGUACGGCGUCCAGGACCCUCUUAGUCGAUCUGACCGUGAGCAGGUUGCACGUUUUGUCCUGCAGAAGCGAAACACCUUUGGACUGCGAGUGAACCUCUCCCCUGUUCCGCUCCCUCUCUGUAAAUUACUCUUAGUGCUUGUGCUGUAGUGUAUAGAUUCCCAGCAGUUAAAGGUUGUCCCUUAAAAGUGCCUUUUGUUCACAGACUCCAUUUUGUAAACCCACAUCGCCCUUCUCAAAAUGGCUGGAGGUAGCAGGUUGUCCCCAAGUGCUGCAAUGAGGAAAAAAAUCUGCACCGUUUUAGCGACCGAGGUCAACUUUUACCUUUUGGCUUGUAAAAAAAAAAAAAAAAAAACACUUUCCAUUUGACCCCAUUAGCCUCUCUUCCUUUUUAAAGCCGUAUAUAUAUAUCUACAGUAUAUAUAUAUAGUACAAAAGGAAAAUGGUGUGAAUUAGUUCUUUACUUUUUAUUGAUAAAUAAAAGGGGGGGGCAAUGUUUGAAGUAAAAAAUCUUCUUGUUCAGCUAAUUUUUCUUGCCCCCUGUCUCCACUGUCUGUUUUUCUCUAGACACUGGAGUAGUCUGUAACUGUGUGUCUGUCGCUCGGCAUCUUUCUCGCACAUAAAACACACACAAACACACACAAACACACACACUCUCCUUCACUGUCCAGCUAUUCCGCCCUCUGCUGUUGAGGAGGGGAUAAAAAUAUUGCCGGCAAAAACCUUUGUCUGAGCAGAAUGCAGUUAGCUCACAUGUUAUUCUUGUCUAUAUGCUUCACAUUGUAUUACCAUACCCAUCUCUUCAGCUUCUCCAUUCAACAGCUAAUGUAAGUGAACAAAUUACACUGACGGGCUGUUGGGGGUGUCCCGAGUGGGAGACGAGGCCGGGAUUCAGGGGGGUGUGUGUGCUGAUGAAACUGGGAGGCUGCUUUGACUAGUUUAUAGACAAUGCGCUUUUAAAUUUCUUGUAUUUAUAUUUUUACUUAGUUUUAUUCCCCCAUUUGUUCUGUUUUCUUUUUUCUUUUUUUAGAUUUUUUUUGCAUAAUAUCAGGGUAUGUCGUCAUCGAGGCUGCCUUUGAGGAAGCCGAGGACUGUAAAUUGAAGCUAUAGCGUAAGCACCUUAUAACCGAAAGCGUCUAACGUGGGGUCAAAGGAAGGGUCAACUCGGACAUAUCCCAGAUGCGAAUGAAUGUGGAGAAAAGUGUUAUUCCAGAUGGAUGGUUAACAGUAUUUUCAAAAGAUAAAGCUGAAUCUGAUUUCUCUGAACAGGUGAGAAUACGGGGACGUCCCUCCAUUCUCCCCUCUCCUUUUGGCUCAAGUUGGACUGCUUUGUGUCUUUUUGUUGUUUAUUUUUGUUUUAUUUUGAAAGUAUUUGGCAGUUUGUGAAAAGCAGCUCCUGUGGCCCCUGACUCCCACCUCUGCACCUCCUAUCCAUGCCCUCAGUGCACUUUUUGUGUGAGAACACCCCCAGAGCUCUAGGUGAAAUGCAUGUGUUAAUUACAGUUUCUUUUCCAUAAGAAGAAAAACACAGUUUGAAAAGAGCAGCACCUGAUUGAAUAAAAGGAUGUUCUUGACUGUA
This is a messenger RNA of Periophthalmus magnuspinnatus, 8219 nucleotides long. Its product is annotated as nuclear factor 1 X-type. Bases 672 to 2258 code for a protein of 528 amino acids. Gene Ontology annotation, cellular component: nucleus. Gene Ontology annotation, molecular function: DNA-binding transcription factor activity, RNA polymerase II-specific; RNA polymerase II cis-regulatory region sequence-specific DNA binding. The transcript is spliced from 13 exons. Lineage: Eukaryota; Metazoa; Chordata; Actinopteri; Gobiiformes; Gobiidae. Gene Ontology annotation, biological process: regulation of transcription by RNA polymerase II. The record is from RefSeq and is a predicted model, not a curated record.